Messenger RNA from Endocarpon pusillum Z07020, 2526 nucleotides. RefSeq lists its product as uncharacterized. The record is from RefSeq and is a predicted model, not a curated record. Gene Ontology annotation, biological process: ubiquitin-dependent endocytosis. Gene Ontology annotation, cellular component: cytosol; cytoplasm. The transcript has 2 exons. Gene Ontology annotation, molecular function: protein-macromolecule adaptor activity; ubiquitin protein ligase binding. Bases 1 to 2526 code for a protein of 841 amino acids. NCBI's taxonomy places the organism in Eukaryota, Fungi, Ascomycota, Eurotiomycetes, Verrucariales, Verrucariaceae.
AUGUUUUGCUUCGCAGGCCGGCGGCCAGUUACGGAACGUGCACCACAAGAUGACUUGCUGACGCUCACUAGACCAGGUUUUCAGCAGGUUCGUUCUUCACAGGGCCGUUUAUUCUACCUUCCAGCAUUUCCGACCAAUUCUACUCCUACCUACCCUGGGUUUUUUCGAAGCCGCACACCUCGAUCGACCUGUCUCUGCAUAACAUCGGUGCGUGCAGACGCCCGCAGCCGAAGACAGCCUCUAGGCGCAAGCCGCACAGCUCAACUACCUUUCAGAAUUCUGGCGCGUUCACGAGAAAGUGCUAAACGUCUCCUUCGUCUCAACUUAUCCCAGCCCUCUUCCCAGCCGGUUAUAAUCCCAAGUGCAGCUCAGUCGCUGUCAGAGGGCGCAGCGAGGUCAGGGAACGUGCAGGAUAUGGUGUCUGCCGAUGGAGGAAGGCACUCUCCAGUCCGGAGAGAAAGGGGUGGAUCCAGUGUAGGCGGGCCUGUGAGUGGCAUGGUACAUCGGCCUCAGCUUGUCGAAGAAGCUCGGACAGCAUCAUAUCAACCAAAACACACUGAGACUUCUGCUCCUGUCAGCGCACUCUGUGAUGAAAAGCCUAUUGCGUCUGGAAAUGGCCUGUCAAUCUCAAUAUCCCUUGCCGAGCCGGUGCUGUACCUCCAAGGUUUUGAUCAAAACGAUUCCACGAGUGGCACUACUACCAUGCUUCGUGGAAGCCUCCAUCUACAUGUGACUAAACAGGCGAAACUCAAAUCGAUUUCUCUGAAUUUUAAGGGCAGGUCUGACACGGAAUGGCCCGAAGGGAUUCCUCCCCGAAGGACAGAAUUCCGUGAUACAGAGAUCAUCAUGAAUCACACAUGGCCAUUUUUCAAUGCGCAGUUUCCGCAUGCUGAGAAUAGCUAUUGUGCCGAUCUCGUACAUUUGGCAAAGGGCCCAGUGGUUUCCACCAAGGAAGUCGGUGUAACGGCUUCGUCAUUCGAUCUGUUUCAACGUACUGCGUCGCCACGACCGAACGUGAGCUCGCGCGAAGCUAAAAGACUCUCUUUGCAAUUGAACCAGUCGAGAAGUUUCGGCAAGGGCGACAAUAUCAACGGUGGCCCUACAGUAGCUCAAAAAGGCUUCAAGGUCUUCCACCCUGGUGAUUAUGUCUAUAAUUUUGAGCUCCCGGUGGACUCGCGACUUCCCGAAUCUAUCAAUGUUGAGCUCGGAAAUGUCAAGUACGAGCUGGAGGCUCUGGUAGAGCGAUCUGGUGCUUUCAGAGCAAAUCUGGUAGGAACCAAGGAAUUGACCAUGAUUCGUGCACCGGCGGAGGGGUCAUUGGAACAGAUCGAGCCCAUUGCCAUAUCACGGAACUGGGAAGACCAACUCCAUUACGAUAUCGUCAUUUCUGGCAAAUCUUUUCCAUUGGGUGCGUCUGUACCGAUUGCCUUCAAACUGACACCACUUGCAAAAGUACAGUGUCAUCGAAUCAAGGUUUUCGUCACAGAGAACAUCCAAUAUUUUACUGCCAACAAGCGCGUUCACCGUCUAGAACCAACCCGAAAGGUGCAACUAUUCGAGAAGCGAGCGGAUGGUCCAAGUGUCUCUGCUUAUCCAGGAAGUUCCAUACGUGUUACAGCAGGGGGUGGUAUUGCUUGGGAUCAUCGAGAAGCAGCCGCUCGAGGGGAGGAGAAUGUUCCAAGAGAUCCAUCGAAUCUGCUGGGUAACCUUGAGCACGAUAGCGCCAGUAUCGGUCCUACAGAGAUGGAGUUUAGCGUCAAGCUUCCCAGCUGUCAUCAGAUGAAGGAUCGAGCCAAAAGUGAGAAAAUCCACUUCGACACCACCUAUCAGAAUAUCCAGGUAAACCAUUGGAUCAAGAUCGUCAUGCGCUUGUCGAGAGCAGACGAGAACGAUUCUUCGAAGAGAAGGCAUUUCGAGAUCUCGAUAGACUCCCCAUUUCACAUUCUCUCGUGUCGAGCCACAGCAGCAAACACUUAUCUACCAGCCUAUACAGCUGGUGGAGUGCCAGCCACACCUGCUGAUGAAUUCGAAUGUGGAUGCCCUGGUGCGGCAAUGAAAAGACGUAAUACUCCUACCACUCUUCCAACUACAAAUGCCUCCACCACCAGCCUCGACUCUAUCCCAGUAUUGCCUACACGAAGCUGGACGAACAGUACAGCGGGUCUCACGGCUCCAAGACCUGCUCAUGUGCAUGACCCUAGUACUGGUGUACAAGAUCCGAAUUCAGGUGCUCCACGACCCAUGCAUCUUUUACGCAAUCCAUCCUUUAAUCCGCCGCCUUUCAACGAGGAAGAACCACCACCACCUGUGAUGACGCCUCCACCCAACUACGAGAACAUCGUCAAUGGUGAUUCUAGACACGCUUUGGCAGAUUAUUUCUCCCGACUGGCUGACGAAAUGGGUGAUGACGACGAGCAAGAGGAUAGAGGAAGAGUUGAUAUUCCUUUGACACCCGGUGGAAGAAUUAACCGCAGUAUGGAUGCAAGCAGGACAUGGUUGCCACUUGGUGCGCCUGCUGGAGUGUGA